CUCAGAAAUUAAAACAAAUAAAUACUUCGUAUAAAAUUAAAAACCCUAGAUUAAAACCCCUCUUUUUAUCUCAACUCCUUUUCAAAAAAUUCCCUUUUUAUCUCCUCUUAUUAUCAGCCGUUGAAUAACCCUAGAAAUUCCCAAAACCUCUCAUUUCCAAUCUCCAUUUACCCCACCAAAUCAAGAAAAGUUGAAGCUAAAUUGAAUCAGACCCACUCAAAUAUGGCCAAAAAGAAGAAUACCCAGCAAACUCAAACCCCAGAAAUUCCCUCAAAAAUGGAGGAAAAUAACCAGCUUCCCGCCGCCAUUGAUGAACCUGCUGCAACUGAAAAGGAUAAGGUUAAAAACUUGCAGAAUUUGAAUGCAAUGCUUCUCAGGGAGACUGUUGAGAAGCGGCAAGAAGUCAAAUCGCUUGACUCGGAGCUGAGUAAGUGUAAGUCGGAGAUUGAGGAGCUGAGGGCUGAGUUGACGCGGGUGAAGGAUGAAGGGGUUGAAGUGGGAGUGGUGAAGGAGGUGGUGUCUGUUUUCAUGGAGUCGGAGAUAGUAGGGUUGCUAAAGAGGGAGAAAGAGGAGGUGGUGAAGAGGUUGGAGGAAGUGGAGAGUGAAAUGGGGGAGGUUGCGAAGGAGAGGGAUGAGAUGGUGAAGGCGAAGUUUGAUGGGGAUCAUGAGAUUGGGUUGAUGAAGAAGCUUGAGAAGGAUCUUAGGAAUGAGAUUAAGAGAGAGAAAGAGAGUGUGAAUCAAGCGAUUCGGGAGAAAAAUGAGUUGAAUCACGAACUGGCUGUUCGAGUUGAGGAGGUGAAUAUGUUGAGGAAGAAUCUGGGUGUGGCGGAAUCAAAAGAGAGGGAUACAGUUGUAAAAUUGGAAAGGUUGAAGGAGAAACACGAGGUUUCGGUGAAGGAGGUGCAAGAGAAAGAAGAGGAGAUUGAAAGGCUGAGAAAGGAAUUGAGUUUGAUGGGGAGGAAUUGUGUUGAAUUGGAAGGGAGAAUCGAGGGUUUGAGUGACGAAAAAGAGGCCAUUUCUAGGGAGAAUGGAGUUUUGUCUAAGGAGAAGAAUGAGAGUAAUGUGAGAAUCAGUGAAUUGGAGAGGGAAGUUGAUCAGUUGAAUGGUGUUGUGUCGAGUGCAAAGGAGGAUGAGGAGAAAUGGCGGGGGAAGUUUUAUGAAUUGGAGAAGAGUAAUGCUGGUACAAUGGCAGAACUGGUGGAUGUGAAGAAGGGGUUAAGUGAUUUGCUGGAGGAGAAGGCAGAGAAGGAGAGGGAGAUUGAGAGUUUGAAAGGUGAGAAAUGGAGUUUGGAGGCGAAAUUGAGAGAGACGGAGAAGGGGCUAGAGAAAGCAAAGCAUGUUAAGGAAGAACUUCUUCAACAGAAGAGUAAGUUUGAGGAGGUGCAAGAGGUAGUUUCUAGGAUAAAGAAUGACUUGUUACAGGCUCGAAGUGAAUUGUCAUUGGUGAAAGAAUCAAACAGGGAUAACAUGGAACUGAAGAAGAAAUUAGCCUCUGAAAUUGAUGAUCACAAGAGUGAAUUAGCUCGAGUUACCAAUGAAAAGGAUGAGGUUAAGAAGACAUUAGAUGCUGAGAAGAAGAAUGGGGUGACAUUGCAAGUUAAGGUAUCGGAAAUUUCGAAGAAAAUGGAGGACACUGCCAAAGUGAUUGAGGAAUUAAGGGCUGCAAGUGAUACCCUUGUGGUUGAAAAGAAAGAGAUAGAGAGCAAGUAUAGCAAACUGAUGGAAGACAAGGAGUUGUCUGACAAAGAUUUCGCUACAAUCAAGGAGUUAGUCAAUGAGUUAGAGGAUUCAAUGAAGGUGAAAACCAGGAUGUUCGAUUCUGUUGUAGCAAUGGUGCGUAAUGCUGUUGUUCAAUUGUCAAUGGAAAGCGAAAAGAAGAGUGAAGUUGAAGGAAUGAAGGUGAAUGAGCGAGGCAUGAAUGGUGAAAUGGAACCGAUAUUGACAGAAUUGGAAGCGAUGAGGUCGGCAUUUAAGAGUAGGGAAGAGAAGGUAGGAGAAGUACAACAGAAAGUGGAAAACUUGCAAUGCUCUUUGAUUGAGGAAAGGAAGAAGAAAAGCUUUUGGACUUUGGUUUCAUCUGCAACAACCAUUUUGGCUGCUGUUGUUACCUUUGCUUAUGCUUCAAAGGUUCGUUGAUUGGUGGUGAAUAGUGAAGAAAUCCUCCUUUUUGCUAAAAGAGAUGUUAGAAUGACUAAUUUUGUUGACAUUUGAAAAACUAGGAUGUUUUCUUCUUUUAUGAAAGGAAACAUUGGUUUAAUUUUGUUUUACUCUUACUUGUAGUUGUUGUACUACUUUAGUACUACUCCUCCUACGGUCCUACUACUACGGAGUAAUGUUCUUGGUGAAAUUGCAAUGCAAUAAUAACAUAUGAAUGCAAUCUCGUUCGAUUA
Molecule: messenger RNA, 2390 nt
Organism: Spinacia oleracea (spinach)
Lineage: Eukaryota; Viridiplantae; Streptophyta; Magnoliopsida; Caryophyllales; Amaranthaceae
Exons: 1
Coding region: 223-2136 (637 amino acids)
Source: RefSeq, a predicted model, not a curated record